Molecule: messenger RNA, 9943 nt
Organism: Serinus canaria (Common canary)
Lineage: Eukaryota; Metazoa; Chordata; Aves; Passeriformes; Fringillidae
Gene: MAP4
Product: microtubule associated protein 4
Exons: 24
Coding region: 163-8127 (2654 amino acids)
Biological process (GO): neuron projection development; microtubule cytoskeleton organization
Cellular component (GO): neuron projection
Molecular function (GO): microtubule binding
Source: RefSeq, a predicted model, not a curated record
GCGGCUCCGCUCCCCGCUCCUCCUCCCGCCGGGCCCGCAGGGGACAGCGACACUCGCCAGGCGCCUCCGUCCCGGCGCUGCCCCGCGCCCCCGUCGCUCGAUCAGCAGCUCCUGAGGACUGAAGAACCUGCCCAGGGAACACCUGCUCUGAGGUGCUCAGGCAUGGCUGACCUGGACCACUCCCUGAGCCUGGCCGAUGCUCUGACGGAGCCGCCCCCUGACGUGGAGGAGGAGGUGAAGAGAGACUUCAUUGCCACGCUGGAGGCUGAGAAGUUUGAUGACGUGGUGGGGGAGACUGUGGACAAGACAGACUACGUGCCCCUGCUGGAUGAUGAGGACCAGGCCAGGCCUGGCAGCCAGGAGCCCAAAAGCAAAGGCCACGUGGAUGGAAUAGCCGUGGAACAUUCCUCAGCCUCGGGGCCCAUGGUGGUGGAGAACGGUGACCACGGGCUGCAGGACCACCACACAGUAUUCCCAGGAGAAAUCAUGGAUGAGAAGAUGUCCUACAAAGAGUUCCUGGAUCGCAACGACUCCUGGUCAGCAGAGGAGAGGGACCUGUGCUUCAAACCCAUGGACAUGGCUGACGCCUUCAGCAUGCACAGAGGGGAGAACCUGCCGGAGCUGUCCUUCCCCACGGACAUGAAGAGCACGCCGCUGUUCCCGGGCCACGCCGACGCUGCCAGGGACAUCCUUGCUCAACAUGGAUCCAUGAUGGGACCUGAACAACCUUUCCUGGGGUCCCUGUAUUCCCCUGCAGAGGCUCUGGACCCAUCAGCCUUCAUCGGCCUCGAGUCAGGCAGAGAAUUCCUGCCAGGACAAGCAGCCUCUGAAGAAUACUGGAUGGGGGCUCAGCAGGACAUGAAGGGACCAGAUACCUCUUUCUUUGUUGAGCCACCAGUGCCCCCUGCAGCUGCAGAAGCCAUAAGGACCAGCCUGCCCGAGAGCCCCACGGCAGCAGCAGCCCCUGGGAACGUUCCUGCUGCAGCCCCAGCCCUGCCAGCAGAGGCUGCAGCCACAGAGGGACCCAAGGCUGCAGCUCCAGGUGCAGCCUCUGUACACACCGCCAGCGCCGCGUCCCUUCCCACGGAGAAAGUUGUGGCUGGCCCUGCUGGAGACACCAAACCUCCCCAAAGUCCUGCAGCAGCAGCAGCAGCAGCCAGCCCUUUCCAGGCCACAGAUGGGGGCUUUGCUCCUGCCCCUGAAGCCAGCCCUGCCAAAGGUGUCAAUGACGUGUCCGCCCCGGGGACAGAGCUUGGCUUCGCCCCAGCAGCAGAUGCUGGAUCCCACCAUGGGGUGGAUUUGGGAUUUGCCCCAGCAGCAGGUAUGGAGUCCCAUCAGGCCAUGGAUUUGGGAUUUGCCCCAGCAGGUAUGGAGUCCCACCAAGCCAUGGAUUUGGGAUUUGCCCCAGCAGCAGGUGUGGAGUCCCAUCAGACCAUGGAUUUGGGAUUUGCUCCAGCAGCAGGUGUGGAAUCUCACCAGAACAUGGAUUUGGGAUUUGCUCCAGCAGCAGGUGUGGAAUCUCACCAGACCAUGGAUUUGGGAUUUGCUCCAGCAGCAGGUGUGGAGUCCCACCAGAACAUGGAUUUGGGGUUUGCCCCGGCAGCAGACACAGAACCUCACCAUACCUUGGAUUUGGGAUUUGCUCCAGCAGCUGAUAACAAAGCUCAGCACGUUAUGGGCUCUGAGUUUGGCCCAGCAGGAGAUGCAGAGUUUGCCCCAGCAGCAGAAGUCAGCCAUCACCAUGGCCUGGAUUCUGGGUUUGCUCCUGCAGCUCCAGCCAAGCCUGUCCCUGCUGUGGAUGGUGGGAACGUGGCAGCUCAGCCUGGCCCUGCAGCUGCCCCCAGCAUUGCUGUGUCUGGGGAGCUGCUGACAUCUGAGGCUGCCCUUCAGCAGGACAAGGCUCCUGCAGAAGCAGCAGCAAAGGUGGAGGCGGAAUCCAAAGUCCCAGAAGUUUGUGUGGAUCACUCAGAGGAGAUGAAGGACAGGAAACCUCCCCCAAGCCCUCGGGAGGAGGAAAUUCCCGGGAAAACCAAGCAGCCCCCGGAGGCAGCAGCUGAAGCAAAAGGAGCACUAGGAAAUAAAGACCUUCCAGAAAAAUCUGCCCCUGCUGAGAAUGGUGAGACACAGAAGGAGGAGGCUGAGCACAACCACGUCCAGCACAAAGAACCUCAGGAAGAAAAAACCCUGCAGGAGCCCACAGGUCUUCCCACUGCACAAGUCAGGCAAGCUCCCAAAUCCAGGGACCGUGGGUUUGGCAGAGCAAAACCUGCCCCAGUGCCUCUCACAGAUGUGCCAGAGGAGCAUCCUGUAGGUGUCCCACAGCAGAAGAGUCCUGAGCCCAGAGCAGACCCCUGUUCCACAGUGGAGCUUGGCUGUGGUGCUGGAGCAUCCCCUCGCUCUAGGGUUCCUCACAAAAAGGCCACCAAUGUCCCCACGGAGCCUGUGGAGAGCUGCAGAGAUCCCCCCCAGGAAAACUGGGAUUUGGAAGGUGCCAUGGUGAAGAAAAAGAAAAAGAAACCAAAGCAAAGGAGAAACCAGCUGCCAAGAGGGAUGGAGUUCUGGGAUGAGAAUGGAACAGCCUCCAGAGGUGCCAGGAGUGCUCCCUCUGGGGGGGAGUGGCAGAACCCAGCCGUGUGUCCUGGAACACCCCCUGGAAGCAGAGCUCUGGAUGUGCCACAGCAUGCUAAAAUCACAGCUGGGAGUCAUAUCCUGGAGGAGAAAAACACCUUCCCUGUGCCAGCCCCUGGACAGCAGGGCCCAGAAUGCAGCGUGCUGGACGGCAGCCCCAGGGAGGAGAUGGAGCCAGAGGGAAGGAGAGGGGCCAGCUGGAUGCUGGGAUCCAAGGGCCAAAGCAGAGAGGUUCCCUCAGAGCAGGUGGGCAGGGCUGAGGUGCAGGAACCUGCUGCAGCCAAGGGAGCCAGCAAGGCUGUGGAGACAGACUUCCCCAGGAAAAAUGAGAAGAGGGAGGACAAGGAGUCAAAAGAUGCCAAGAAGGUCAAUCUGAGCGAAUCAGGAGCUCCCUUACAGACCAAAGCUUUGGAAUUGCCCCUGUCCCAUGAAAACAAGGAGCCCAAAUCCCCUUCUCCAGGGCAGGAAGCACCCGGUGACUCUGUCCAGCAGCCUUCCCUGGAAACAGCAGCCAAGAAAAAGUGGGAAAAAAGCAAAGGGCUUGAAAAGGAGUCCCUCAAACAGCCUCACCUGGAGGCUGCAGCCCUGCACAAGCUCCCAGCAGAGCCAAAGGCAGCUGGAGAAAGUGCAGGAGGGUCAGAGGGAGGACUGAGGAGCCCAGCAGAUGCUCCUGGAGCUCCUGUUCCAGUUCCACCAGAACCUGGGGAAGUUCCAGCUGGGCAGGGCAGGGCCCAGGGUGCUCCCAAACAUCCCAGCCCUGGUGAGGCAGGGGGCAGGGGGGUGGCAGCAGAUCCAAAGCAAGGGAAAGGAAUCCCUGGUUGUGAGCAGCAGGCUGGGACAGAGCCCAGCCUGGCACACAGCACGGACAGGCCAAAGAAGAAGCGCAGUGAAGGGAAAGGGAAAAGAAUGAAAAGCUGCUCAGAGCAGAUGAUGCUCUCAGAGGAUGGAGGCAAAUUCACUGAUGGAGGGAGGACAGAUGAGGCUGGGAAGGAAACAGUUUAUCCUGAAAAUGGCCAGGCUGUUCCUGGCAGAGAACACCCCUCGGCCAGCACUGCACAGACCUGUCCUGCAGACAAGCCCAAAAAAAGAGGCAGCGAUGGAAGGAGCAAAAAAGGGGAAAGGAGCUUUUUCCAGCAGCCUUUCCUUGAGAAUAAGAUGGACUCAGGGAGUUUUUCUGAGGGAGCUGAUAAGGUGAAGGAGGGCAGUGACAGGGACAGAGAGCAGGGCUGUGUCCCUGCUGGGGGCUUGCAGGAAAAUGGAGCUAAAAUGCAAAGGCCAAUUGAGCUGGGACAGGAGAAACCGAAAGAAGAUGUGAGGAAAGGUGAAACAGCUGAUUUGGGAGCUUUAGACCAAGCUUUGCUGCUGGAGAAGAGCAGAGAGGGAGCCAAAAAUCCUGCUGUGGCUGCCACCAUCAGCCCCACAGAGCAGGUGGGUUUGGCUGGGAAAGGCAGAGAGGCCGGAGGUGCUGGGCUCAGCUCGGAUGUGCCAGUGCUGGCAGAGAAAGCCAGGAAGAGGAGCAGUGAUGGGAGAAGGAAACAGGCUGAGAAAAGCCCCUCUGGGCAGGCAGCUGUCCUGGGGGCUGGGGGGGAAGGCAGGCAGGAGCAGGUGGCUGGAGGCAGGAAGGAAAUGAGCUUGGCUGAGCAGAAGGGGCCUGGUUUGCAAAGAGAGAGGCUGGAAGAAGAGCUGGGGAAGCCCAAAAUCCAGGGAGGCACUGGGAGCUUCUCUGAGCAGCCAAAUCUUUCAGGCCAUAAAGCAGAAACUUCAAAGGCAGAAAUAGGGAAAGGAAACUUGGACACUAAGGAAGCUUGGCCUGUAAAUAAAGGGAAGGAAGCAGAUAAAUCCCCAGGGCACAGGGCAGGGAUGCACAGUCCCACCAGGGAGCUGGGCAUGGACAAGCCCAAGGGUAAAAACAGAGAUGGGAAAGGCAAAAAGGCUGAGCACAGUCCUGAGCUGCAGCCAGGUGUCUUCCCUGCAGUGGGACAUGUUCAACAAACUCAGUCUGAGAAGGGCAAAGAGAAUUCCAGCACUCCAGAGGUGCUGCUGGGUCACCUGCCUGAUCCUGCCAAGGGACAGGCUCCUGCUCUGCCUCUGGAGCCAGGGAAUUCACACACAGGUGGGGAAGAGAAGCACAGAAAGGGGGAGCCUGACCCACAGCAGCCUUUUCUGCUGGAGCAGAAAGCAGGAGCAGGGAUGUUUCCUCCUGCUGGCCUGGAGAUCAGGGAUAGACUUGAGGCAGGAGGUGCCAGUCCUUGCAGCAGGAAUAAAAGUCCUAUUCCAGAGCAUCCAGCAGUGUCAGAUCCCAGCCUGGCCCCAGUCACUGAGAGAUCUAAAAAGAGGGGCUAUGAUGGAAGCAGUAAAAAGGCUAAAAAUGCCUCCAGGCAGCCUGUUCCUCUGGAGGCAGAACCAGACAGGAGUGAGGCACAGCCUGCCGUGGGAGCGGGGCUGGAAUGUGGGGUGGAAGACACAGAUCUUGUAGAUGAAAACAGAAACAUUAAAAACUUUCCCACUGGCCCUCAAAGACUUGGGAAUAAUAAAGGAAGUGACUUCAAAUCCAUGUCUCAGACCCCAGCAAGUGGCCCUGGGGAUGGGGGUGAUGCUCCCUGUGGCCUCCCAAAGCAGGGAGAGGGGGGUGCAGGGACUGGGGGCCUUCCUCCUCCUCCUCCUCCUCCUCCUCCUCCUCCUCUGGGAGCAGUGGCAGAGAAAAGCAGCAAAAAGCCUGGAGCUGGUGCUAAGAAGGAAAUGCAGACCCAGAGAUCUCCUGAGCAGCCCAAAGAACCUGGCAAAGAGGUUUCCCAGGAAGGUGGGAAGAGCAGAGAGGCUGGUUCCCAGGGUGGCCAGCUCGAGGACAAAAGUCACCUUUGUCCUGUGGCAAAGGUGGAUGAUAAAGAAAUAAAACCCACUGAUCCAAAGGGGGAUGAUAAAGAAAUAAAACCCACUGAUCCAAAGGGGGAUGAUAAAGAAAUAAAACCCACUGAUCCAAAGCACAACACUGCCAAGGCUCCCUCAGAGCUUCCUCAUGAGGCAGCAGAUCCAAAACACAGAGCAGCCUCUGGAGCUGCUGAGGGGACUGGGGGAUCAGAGGCCACCAUGUCCUGUGCAGAGAAGGGCACAAGGAUGUCCCCAGCCCCUGCAGGGACACCUGGCAGCACAGGGAAGUCCCCAGCCCCUGCAGGGACACCUGGCAGCACAAGGAGCUGCUCUCCAGCCAUGUCCCAGGCUGUGCCAGGAGCUGGCAAGGACAGGAAGGCUGGAGGGGCUGAGCAGGGCAGGGACAUGAGGAAUGAGCAGAGCUCACCCCAACAGCAGGGAACUGAGCCUGAGGCUGCUGGGACAGCUGCCCAAACUACCCAAAAACAGCGCAGGGAGAACAAAAAAGGUCCCUGUCAGCCUGCAGAGGAGGGCCCUGCUCUCCUGAAGGAUGAUGCUCCUCAUGCUGGGGAGGUUCUCCUGAAGGAUGCUCCAGUGUCCAAGUCUGAGGGGGAUAAACCUCAAGAGAAAACCAAGGAAAAGGAUUCUCAAACCAAAACCAAAGAAAAGGAGUCUCAGGACACAAAUAAAGAAGGAGAAACUCAAAAUACAACCAGAGAAAAGGAAUCUCAAGACAUAACCAAAGAGAAGGAAUCUCAAGAAGAAAAGGAGUCUCAGGACACAACAAAAGAAAAGAAAUCACAAGAAGUAACUAAAGAAAAGGAAUUUCAGAACACAACUAAAGAGAAAGAAUCUCAAGAAAUAACUAAAGAGAAGGAAUCUCAAGACACAGCCAAAGAAAAGGAAUCUCAGGACACAACUAAAGAGAAGGAAUCUCAAGACACAGCCAAAGAAAAGGAAUCUCAGGACACAACUAAAGAGAAGGAAUCUCGAGCCCCAGCUAAAGAGACAGAAGAAGAACGUGAGCAGAAAGUGGUGAAAGAGGCAAAGAAAGAGAGAGUGAAGGCAGCAGAGCAGCUCAAGGGCUACAUGAGACCCACCAAGGCCCGGGGGGUGCCAGCCCUGGUGCCAGCCCUGGCGGGCAGAGCCGUGCCCCGGCGGCCGGACAGAGCCAAGGCAGAGGAGCCCAAAGCAGCCGAGGCCGUGAGCGGGAACGACAUCACAGCUCCUCCCAACAAGGAGCUGCCCCCCAGCCCCGAGAAGAAGACCAAGCCUGCUGCAUCCUCCUCCACUGCCAAGGCGGCGGCAGCCAAGGCCAAGCCCUCGGCCAGCACCAGCCCCAAGCGGCCCAGCUCGGCCACCCCGGGCACAAACAAAAAGCCCACGAGCCCAACUGCAGCUCCUGCUCCAGGCACCAGCUCCAAACGCCCUGGCACCAGCAGCACCCGUCCCUCCACCCUAACUCCAAAAGAGACUAAACCAAAGGUCACGGAUGCGAAGCCCGCGGAGAAGAGAACCUCCCUGUCCAAGCCUCCAUCCUCCACCACCCCCAAAACUCCUUCCAGGAGCUCCUCUGCUGCUCCCCGGACCACGGCGCCGUCGCCGGUGACGGCAGCGGCCGCUGCCAAAACCACGGCGCCCACUCCUCCCAAGAGGCCGACGUCCAUCAAGACGGACGCGAAGCCGGCAGAUGCCAAGAAACCCCCUGCCAAGUCUCCCUCAGCCGAUUCCAGCCGCCCCAAGAGCGCUCCCGGCAGCGCCCCCAAGAGCAGCGCCACCACCUCUUCCACCGCGGCCUCCGGCGCGGCCCCCGCCCGGCCCAAGGCCAAAGCCGCCGCCCCCAAAGCCGCCACGGCCUCCACGGUGUCGGCGGACGCCAAGAGAGCCCCGGGCAAGGCCGCGGGCAGCAAAGGCACGGCCGGGCCCGCGCCCCGAGCGCCGCGGCCUGCCAGCGCCGCCGGGCCCGACCUGCGCCACGUCCGCUCCAAGAUCGGCUCCACCGACAACAUCAAGCACCAGCCCGGCGGGGGAAAGGGGAAGGUAGAGAAAAGGCCAGAGUCAGCCGGCGCCGCGCCCAGCUCUGAGCCCAGCGCGGGCACUAAGGUGGCUCCUAAAGUGGCAGCAAAAGAGGGGGUCCCCAAACAGCCCAAUGGGAAAGUCCAGAUAGUCUCCAAAAAAGCGAACUACAGCCAUGUUCAGUCCAAGUGUGGUUCCAAGGACAAUAUUAAGCAUGUCCCUGGAGGUGGGAAUGUGCAGAUCCAGAACAAGAAAGUCGACCUUUCCAAAGUGUCCUCCAAGUGUGGAUCUAAAGCAAAUAUCAAGCACAAGCCAGGGGGAGGAGACGUCAAAAUCGAGAACCAGAAGCUGAACUUCAAGGAGAAAGCCCAGGCCAAAGUGGGAUCUCUGGACAACGUGGGACACUCACCGGCCGGAGGGGCCGUCAAGGCGGAGGGCAUCGCGGAGCCGGCGCAGCUCCCGCCGGCGAACGGAGCGGGGCCGGGGCCGGACGCGCUGCCCGCGGCCCCCGCGCUGCGGGAGAACGGCGUGGGGCCGGCCCUGGCCGCCCUCAGCACCGCCGACCAAAGGGAAAUGCAGAGCCUCGACACUCACAUCCAAGAAACAAGCAUCUAAUGAUGACAUUAUGGUAUCGUCUUCCAUUCCCCUCCUGUCCCUUGUCUCCUCCUCUCCCCGUGUCCCCUUGUCCCCUGCCCUUGUGUCGCUGCAGAUUGAGUCUCACAAGCUGACGUUCCGUGCGAAGGCCAAGGCUCGAACAGACCACGGAGCGGAAAUCGUCGUCUCCAAACCCCCCACCCUUUCCAGCAGCACCUGCCCCCGGCGUAGCACCUCCGCCAGCGACAGCCUGGGCUCCGUCGCCUCCCCGUCACCGCCGCCGCCGCCGGCCGCGCCCUCCCAGCAAGGCUUGUGACCCCUGGCCCCGCUCCGCGCCCCGGGGACCCCAGCUUGGCUCUCUUAACCCGGCUCUGGCUUUAGGUGGGAAGGGGACGAUGUUCCUCGGGCCGGGCCGCUCCGGAGCGCUCGGCCCUGCCCGGGCUGGGGUCCCUCGGCGGCCGGGCAGGGCUCCCCUCCCUCCCUCCCGCUCCUGCCCUCCCGCUGGCCCGGGAACUCUCGAGGGUUGCUGCGCGUCGGGGCCGGCCCGAGCGGCUCCGGCUGUGCCAGGGCGGGCAGAGCAGAGCAGAGCCCUGGGUGCGAGGCCAGGCCGAGUUAACAGGGAUAAGCUGUGAUCUUUCUUUCUGUCUCUUUUUUUAACCCCUUCCCUCCUUGCCGCUUCAGUUUCUGCCGCCUGUGGGAUGCUGAUAAAUCCCCUCCACACUCGUUAGGCUGUUUUAACUGUUGACUUGAACCUUUUAUUCUUUGUGACGAAGUGUUGAUGAUUUAUCGUGUUCGAACCCGUGCUAAGUUUCCUUUUCUCUUUCCUUCUUUUCCGACCCGUAGGAGAGUAGGGACAUUUAACCACUGCUGCCGUGCUGGCUUCUUACUGACAUAUCCAGCCGUUGUAACUUCUUUGUUGUUGUUUGGGGUUUUUUCUUUUUAAUAUUUUAAAACGAUGGAGCGAGUUCAUGGGAUUAAGCCAUGUCCGGAACGAAAGGCACAGGAAUGUGUAAAGGGCAAACUUGCUGUGAGAGCUCAGGUGGAGCCUGUGUUGACCUCGAGACUGUAAUUGAUGCUCGAGAUGUGUUAAUUGAUGCUCGGAGCCCUCCCCGGGGUGCCUUCUGCCGAGGUGGUUUAUUUAUUAACGGCACGGCCGAGCCCUGGGAUUUCUCCCGUUUUGCCAGGGCCGAGGCUGGAGGGAGCAGGAGGCGCCGUGGCGGGGCCAGGAGGGCGCAGGCCGGGAGUUCCGAGGCUGCAGCAGGUCCGUGGGGGUGUGGGGACUGUGUGGGGGUGUGUGGGGGGUGUGUGGUUUUUGGGGUGGUGGAUGGGGGACCCGAGCGAGCGCCGGGAUGAGCAGGGCCGUGCGGGCAGCAGGAGCAGGGAGCUCAUCCCGGGGGGAGCCCGGGCCCUCGGGGGACAGCAGGGCAGGGUUGGUGCCAGGGAGUUGCAGCUCUGACUAGGAAGGAGAUCUAACCACUCUUGGAGCUCCUCGUUUCAAAUGACACUAAAGAAACGACAUGUAAAUAAAUUUAAAAAAAAGCAAAAGAAAAGUCUUCUUGGGUGGUCAAACUAAUGUAAAGAAAAAAAAAAAAAAGGCAAGCAGAAUAACAAAACACUGGGAUCAAAGAGAACUAAACCAGGCGUGUGCUAAAGGGGGCUGCUCCAGGAGGGGACAGAGGGAAGCCUGCAGCUUCUCGUGCUUGUGGGAGUAUUUCUUUGGGAAGCCAACAACGACACGAUAACCCGGAAUCUGUAUUUACACACAAAGAUUCUUAUUGCACUUGUAUUUUUUAUAUUAAAGUUUGCAUGGUUUCUAAUAAAAUGGCAUUAAAAUGUA